This is a messenger RNA of Trichoderma harzianum CBS 226.95, 450 nucleotides long. RefSeq lists its product as hypothetical. The coding region runs from base 1 to 450 and encodes 149 amino acids. Gene Ontology annotation, molecular function: structural constituent of ribosome. NCBI's taxonomy places the organism in Eukaryota, Fungi, Ascomycota, Sordariomycetes, Hypocreales, Hypocreaceae. Gene Ontology annotation, cellular component: cytosolic large ribosomal subunit; ribosome. The record is from RefSeq and is a predicted model, not a curated record. The transcript has 4 exons. Gene Ontology annotation, biological process: translation.
AUGCCUACCCGAACUUCGAAGACCCGCAAGCACCGCGGUAACGUCUCCCAUGGAAAGGGUCGUGUAGGAAAGCACCGCAAGCAUCCCGGUGGUCGUGGUCUGGCCGGUGGUCAGCACCACCACCGUACCAACAUGGACAAGUACCACCCCGGUUACUUCGGUAAGGUUGGUAUGCGAUACUUCCACAAGCAGCAGAACCACUUCUGGAAGCCCGUCAUCAACCUGGACAAGCUGUGGUCACUCGUCCCCGUCGAGACCCGUGAGGCUUACGUCUCCGGCGAGAAGAAGGACACCGUCCCCGUUCUCGACCUCCUCCCCCUCGGUUACUCCAAGCUGCUCGGCAAGGGCCGCCUCCCCGAAAUCCCUCUGGUUGUCCGCGCACGAUGGGUCAGCAAGCUCGCUGAGCAGAAGAUCAAGGAGGCUGGCGGUGUUGUUGAGCUGGUGGCGUAA